UACACACAGGACCGUGGCCGCAGAAUGCAGUUGAGGGCAUCCCUCCCCAUGCAGGGAGCCAGAAACCGGGAUAGGAAAAGGCUGGUGGGAACACCCGCCAUCUCUCAGGAUCUCGCCGUAUCUUACCACCUCCCCUUACCCCCCCAGGACCGAGUCUCCUGCCAUUCCGAGCAGGCCUGGUAUGGAUAAUGGUGUGAAGGAAGGCCCGGUGCGAUUGCGUGAGGAUGCCGAGGCUGUCCUGUCCUCGUCCGUCUCAUCAAAGCGUGACCACAGGCAAGUGCUCAGCUCCCUGCUGUCUGGGGCCCUGGCUGGCGCCCUUGCCAAAACAGCAGUAGCCCCCCUGGACCGAACCAAAAUCAUCUUCCAAGUGUCUUCAAAAAGAUUUUCUGCCAAGGAGGCCUUCCGGGUCCUCUACUACACCUACCUCAACGAGGGCUUUCUCAGCUUGUGGCGCGGGAACUCGGCCACCAUGGUGCGCGUGGUGCCCUACGCCGCCAUCCAGUUCAGCGCCCACGAAGAGUACAAGCGCAUCCUGGGCAGCUACUAUGGCUUCCGCGGAGAAGCCCUGCCCCCUUGGCCUCGCCUCUUCGCCGGCGCACUGGCUGGAACGACAGCCGCUUCACUGACCUACCCCCUGGACCUGGUCAGAGCGCGGAUGGCCGUAACCCCGAAGGAAAUGUACAGCAACAUCUUUCAUGUCUUCAUCCGCAUCUCGAGAGAAGAGGGGCUGAAGACCCUCUACCACGGAUUUAUGCCCACUGUGCUGGGGGUCAUUCCCUACGCCGGCCUGAGCUUCUUCACCUAUGAGACGCUCAAGAGCCUGCACAGAGAGUACAGUGGCCGCCGACAGCCCUACCCCUUCGAGCGCAUGAUCUUCGGCGCCUGCGCUGGCCUUAUCGGGCAAUCGGCCUCGUACCCGCUGGAUGUGGUGCGGCGGCGUAUGCAGACGGCCGGCGUCACCGGCUACCCGCGUGCCUCGAUCGCCUGCACGCUGCGCACCAUCGUGCGGGAGGAGGGCGCCGUGCGCGGCCUCUACAAAGGCUUGAGCAUGAACUGGGUCAAGGGUCCUAUCGCCGUGGGCAUCAGCUUCACCACCUUCGACCUCAUGCAGAUCCUGCUGCGGCACCUGCAGAGCUAGGGUACCCUGAGCUGCUCUCAGGACGGUGGACCAGUGACCCCUUUGUAUUCUGGGCCCACGGAACGGGGGGCGCGCUUGAUUCCACCUCAGGAGCCACAUGAGGCGCUUUGUGGAACGAGAAGGUGGACCUGAGGAGCCUGGGCUCAGAGUCCAGGUCCAAACGCAAAGCUGGCGGCCCUGGAAGUGCAGUGUUGGGGCGAUGGUGUGGAGGGGUCCCGCAGCCCCCCUCCUCCUUCCUCUGCAGAGGCUGGCGCUGCCUGCCGGAGGUGUUGCCCAAAAGGCCCUAGUGGGGCGUGGUCGGCUCCACCUCCUGAUCCUGUGUGUCCUCCGACAUGCUGCUGAUUCUAGUGACCCCUGUCCCCACCAGGCUCAGAGCCAGACCGCGCCUGGCCCUUCUUGUUCUGACUCCAGGCGCCUGCCCGGCCUCCAGGGUGCGAGGGCGCCUUUCCUGCAGGCGGACCCUGCCCUGGAUGGGGCCAGCCUCGUGAUCAGCUUUGGUCACAAAUGCAGCCCCUGGACCACCCCACCCUGCCGGCCCUGCCUUCUCCAGUAUUUCCCGCGUGGCCACGACUCCUCAGUCACCAGAGCCUCCUGCUGGGAACAGUGUCCCCCAGAGCCUCAUGUCUGUCUCUAUCCUAGACCCUGCAAGCAGCUGGGUCCUCAAGAGCACAUCUCCCCAUAGGGUUGCCUGCCCACCUGCUUUGUAACCUUCCCAGGAGACUCAGGCUUGCUGUGCAGCAGGGCUCGAGGUCCAGGCCAUGACAUGGAACUGCCUCAGGUUUGGGUCAGACCUGCAGCCUGGGCAUCUGCUGAAAUGUAAGCACCCAAGCCGCCCCCUUUGGCCCAGAAGCUCCUGCCCCCUGGGCCCAGCGUCUCAGUGCCCCAACCCUCUGCCCAGCUGUGGUAUCCAACAGGUCCCUGGGUCCCCACUUGAGCAGGCAUUUGGCUGGGAUAUGGAGCAAUUUAAAGCCCACAGGAGUUGUUCAGUUUCUAUGAAAUGGAGCACGGGGCACCUGGUAGCCUCGAUCUCCCCGAGUGGGAGCCUCAUGACAGAGUAUAGCCUGGGGGUGGGAGGUGAGGAAGAGCUGAGGUACCCAGGGGAGCUAACUGGUCUCUCAGAGAAGUCCCCCAGGGCCCACCAGAUAUCACAGGGACUCAAACACCC
Molecule: messenger RNA, 2303 nt
Organism: Mandrillus leucophaeus (drill)
Lineage: Eukaryota; Metazoa; Chordata; Mammalia; Primates; Cercopithecidae
Gene: SLC25A42
Product: solute carrier family 25, member 42
Exons: 7
Coding region: 182-1138 (318 amino acids)
Biological process (GO): transmembrane transport
Cellular component (GO): mitochondrial inner membrane
Source: RefSeq, a predicted model, not a curated record